Messenger RNA from Centruroides sculpturatus (bark scorpion), 1292 nucleotides. RefSeq names its product photoreceptor outer segment membrane glycoprotein 2-like. The coding region runs from base 27 to 1055 and encodes 342 amino acids. The transcript is spliced from 3 exons. Gene Ontology annotation, cellular component: membrane. NCBI's taxonomy places the organism in Eukaryota, Metazoa, Arthropoda, Arachnida, Scorpiones, Buthidae. The record is from RefSeq and is a predicted model, not a curated record.
AAUUAAAAAAUUAGUUUUGUUUCAAAAUGCCUUGUUGCACGAUUGAACUUAGCGAAUCCAGUAGACGUUGUUUGGCGUUAACCCUCGUACUUUCUAACACCGCCUUAUUCCUCCAUUGCCUUAUCCAUUUUGGAUUCGGUAUAUACGUUUUAACAGCAAUCCAGAAGAUCGCUCAUCUCGUCAGCAAAGAAUACGACACUAGCAAUUUAGGCUUUAUCAUCUUGAUAUUCAACGGCGUACAAAUGAUGGUCUAUUUAUUUUCCAUCCUUGUAAAUUUCCGCUGUUCUAAGAAAAAUCACGUAUCCAAAUCCAGAAGAUGUUAUCUUCCGUUGAUUUUCGUACUCUUCGUCUUCAUUUGGUUGAAUAUGGCUUACAUGAUCAUCCUCGAUCAACAUAAUGGAGAGAUCAUAUAUCAAGUGAAGAAGGGAAUGACUCAAGCUCUUGAUAAUUACUGUACUAAAUUAUCGAAUAAAAUACAAAUAGAUCGCCUACAAUUUCAUUAUAAAUGCUGCGGAGUUUCAGACCAUCAAGAUUGGUUACUACUGUUCUGGUAUCCUCCGCAACUUGUUUCUUCUGAAAGGAAACGAAAAGAUGACGAAUUUGUGGAGUUAUAUUCUAAAGCAGAAUCCAUAUCAGAGAAAAAUAAAAUAUUUAUGGACCCAGAGCUCAACACUCGGGGAGUUCCAUUUAGCUGCUGCGAUCCAACAGUACAUUCUCCUUGCUAUCAUAAACACGUUGUGAAACCUCGACCCAAUUAUAAAUACGAUCCAACGAAUCAUUCGUUCUAUAAAGAUGGAUGUGCAAGAAAACUUACAGUCAAACUCAGAAAUACUAUUGGAUCUUUCACCCUUUCUGCAUUGUUCCCAUUCCUCUUUUUGUGGAUAAUGAUGUGUCUUGUUCAGUUUCUUCGAACGUCCAUAAAUUCGGCAGUUGCAAGAGGAUCUAUACAAGGAAAAGGCAAAGCUUAUCUUUUACCCGUAAACAUUUUUCAAACAAUGGCUACUGCAGCGGCGGGACCUCAGGGUGCCCUAAUAACCAAAGUACUGCGAAAGUAAAUCGAAGAGAGGAAAAAAAUAAAUUAAAAUUUGUAAUUAUAAAAAUUAAACAAUUUCUGUAUUGUUUGUUUCAUUCUGGAAGUUUUAUAUACGAAAAAAAUUUCUUUAUGAUAGAAAAAAAUCGGAGAUAAGUUAACAGAGUUCGAUUGAAUAGGACUUUUGAUACUAUGAUAUUGACUAAAGUAAUCAGUAUGAAUUUGAUUAGUUCAUGUUCCAGGCAAAAUGUACCGAAAAGUA